Messenger RNA from Venturia canescens, 817 nucleotides. RefSeq lists its product as uncharacterized. Lineage: Eukaryota; Metazoa; Arthropoda; Insecta; Hymenoptera; Ichneumonidae. The transcript is spliced from 2 exons. Bases 318 to 707 code for a protein of 129 amino acids. The record is from RefSeq and is a predicted model, not a curated record.
UCUGGCUCGUUUCGUUUAGUAUAUAAGCACUUGGUUAAACAUAUGAUCUCUCAGACUGUGUUUUAGUGUGAUUUGGUGAAUUCUUCCUUUCGGUAAGUGUUUGUGAUUUCUCUCUUAUACUUUCCUUAUGAAUAUUUUAUAAUAAGUAUAUUUAUGUAGGUGUGUAUCAUGAAUAAUUAUUCGAAUGUUAGUAUCGUUUAAAUUUUCGUGAUUCCUUUUCUUCGAAGGCUUACUUCGUGUCUCUCCUCAUUUCUACCUUGUCUCUGUACUCUUUUCCUUUCUAAACGUAUUUUCCCCUUUUUAGAUUACUAACAAAUAUGCCAAAUAAACGUAUCUGGACUAUGGCGAAUCCUGAUGCCAAUAUUGCGUAUUGUGAAGAUGCGGAUUUCAUCUAUAUGAGAAUAACUCGUGAUGAUUAUGCUGGUCCGGUUGAAAAUGUAUGGGCCGUUCCUUUUAUGAAGCGGCUACACGAAGUAUGGAGACGACGAGCUAUCUGUCGUCUGUCAGUGUUGAAGCUGUGGCGCGAAGAUGCUAUCAGUAAAGAUUUUGAUGCUUGGUCGCUUGAGCACAUGCCUGGUGACCUUCUAGGGCUGCGGCGUUUAUUUUCCAUGAGUCCAUUUCCGGGGCUGGUUGAAGAUGUGUCCUGGGAUCACCUAUGGGCUCAACUUGGGCCUCAGUGGUAUGACGAUGUGGCAAAUGUAAGAUAGGAAAAAAAACUUGGAAGAGAAAGAAGAUAAUAUAUUCUUUCUAAUUAUGUAUAUUGUUGCGAGUUAUUAAGGCGUCGUAUUAAAGCGCAUAUCGCAGUUUUUCCCUUGUA